UUCUCAUCAUAGGCUCGUCCUCUUUUGAUCAUUCAUAUAAAAGUCACUGAAAGGGUUUGUGAUUUUAUUCACCUCCUGACUGACCAAAGAUGGAACUGAAAAUCUUCAUUGUUCUCUUCUGCGCUCUUUUCACUGGAGGACAUUCACUCCAAUGUUAUGAGUGUUCAGGUCCAAUAGGUUCUUGUGCAAGCAACGUGAUGACUUGUCCGGACACUGCGGCAUGUGCAAAUACAAGAAUUGUACAGUUUGCUGGUGGCAAUAAUGGUACAAUGCAGUAUAAGGGUUGUAAAAUGAUGGAAAGUUGUAUAAGUGGAUCUGUUAACAUUGGAGAUACAAGGACAGUUAUAUCUACACAGUGCUGUAACACAGACCUUUGUAAUAGUGAAUAUGCCCCAGAUUACAGCUGUAACAAGCCCAAUGGAAAACAAUGUUACUACUGUAAUGAUACGAGUUGUUCAAACAAAUUAGACUGUUUAGGAAAUGAAGACUACUGCAUUAAAGCUACACCAACUAAUACGUCUGUGUCUCAGACUGUUAAAGGAUGUGCCUCUAAAUCUGUCUGUGAUGCGAAAGCACAAUUGACUUUAGAUUACACAAGCUUCUUAUGCUGUGAGAGAAAUCUGUGUAACACUGCUAAGAGCGUCACACAGAAUCUCCUCUUUCUCUUAUGGCCGCUCUUCUUCUACAUCCUGAUCCACUGAAUUCAGCAGAACAUCACUCUCUACAGCAGUAAUGUGAGAUAUUGUGGUGGGAUGUCGGAGCCGAUGGUGUAGUGGACAGUGCUCCGACAUAUGGUGCAAACACACGUUCGGCGACCCGAGUUUAAAUCCCGGCUCGAGGUCCUUUGCCGAUCCCAUACCCCUCUCUUCACCCUGUACUUUCCUGUCACCUCUCCAUUACUUACUAUCAAUAAAGGCAAAAUGGCCCAAAAAAAUAAGAUAUUGUGGUGGGAUUAGAAAAAAAACUAUGUUUUAUGAUUUAUGCAUCUUAUCACUGCAACAGCAGUAUGUGAUAUAUUUUGGGUUAAAAAGCAAUGUUUUAUUUAAUAUAGCUCAAUCAUCAUUUUAUUUUGUGGUGUUAUAUUGUUAGUAAAAAAAUAUAUACUGCAAACAGAGAAAACAUUAAAUAAAAUAUAACCACAACA
Molecule: messenger RNA, 1144 nt
Organism: Misgurnus anguillicaudatus (oriental weatherfish)
Lineage: Eukaryota; Metazoa; Chordata; Actinopteri; Cypriniformes; Cobitidae
Source: RefSeq, a predicted model, not a curated record